AUGACCAGCCCCGGCUCGAAGCUCUUCACUUCCGUUGGUGUUGGCGCGAUCAAGACUGGGCACAGGGUUGUGCUUGCGCCGUUGACGCGCUACAAGGCGGACAAAGAACAUGUGCCCUACCUUCCGCUCGUGAAGGAGUAUUACACCCAGCGAGGCAGCACCCCAGGCACGCUACUCAUCACGGAGGGCACGUAUAUUGCUGCAAAAGCUGGUGGCUACGCACAUGUUCCAGGUAUCUGGAGUAAAGCCCAAAUCGCAGCCUGGAAGGAGAUAACGGACUCUGUUCACGCACAAGGGUCGUUCAUCUUCCUGCAGCUCUGGUCAAUCGGACGGGCUGCCGAUCCGGCUCAACUUCUGUCCGAGGACCCAACUUUCUCCUACGUCUCGGCGUCAGAUGUUGGGUACACUUCCCGACCUGAUGGACCCCUUCCACGACCAUUGACGAUAGAGGAGAUUAAGGAAUACGUUGAGCUCUAUGCUCAAGGCGCGGCCAACGCAAUCGAGGCUGGCUUUGAUGGUGUAGAGGUUCAUUCCGCCAACGGAUAUCUUCCUGAUCAAUUCAUCCAAGACGUUACCAACAAGCGGACAGACGAUUACGGAGGCAGCAUCGAAAAUCGGUCCCGCUUCGUGCUCGAAAUUGUCGAAGCAGUGGUCAAGAGGGUCGGGGCUCAGCGGACAGGAAUACGACUAAGCCCCUGGGGUCACUUUGGUGAAAUGGGCAUGAAGGAUCCGAUUCCACAAUUCUCGCACGUUAUCUCGUCUUUAGCUGCAGCUUACCAAGACCCGCCACUGGCUUAUCUGCACCUCGUUGAACCCCGUGUCCAUGGGAACAUUACCCGCGACCCGAACGAGGUUGGCGCUCACGAGUCCAACCUCCCCUUCAGAAAGCUGUGGCGCGGCAGCGGACGGGUGACCCUUCUUGCGGGCGCGUUCACUAAGGACAUCGCGAACCAGACGCUGGAGGCAGAGGAGGACGAGACACUGCUCGUCGUGUUCGGUAGGCAUUUCAUAUCGAACCCGGAUCUUCCUGUGCGUCUUCAGCGCGAUAUUCCUCUCACGCCGUACAACCGCGAGACAUUUUAUCUUGUUGGAGAGAACUCGCCGAGGGGGUAUACGGAUCCGCCAUUUGCUUCGCAAGAGGGGAACUAG
Messenger RNA from Mycena indigotica, 1149 nucleotides. RefSeq names its product Oxidored-FMN domain-containing protein. The transcript is spliced from 5 exons. NCBI's taxonomy places the organism in Eukaryota, Fungi, Basidiomycota, Agaricomycetes, Agaricales, Mycenaceae. Bases 1 to 1149 code for a protein of 382 amino acids. The record is from RefSeq and is a predicted model, not a curated record. Gene Ontology annotation, molecular function: NADPH dehydrogenase activity; FMN binding.